AUGGAUGACAAUCCACCUUUGACCCCUCCUAAAGAGGUCAGGGGUAGAGAAAAAUCGUCUAAGGAGGAUCCCAGCAUUGAUAAGGUGCGUAAAUCAGCUGGAAAACCAGCCUCACAAAAAGGCGGGAAAAAGCCUUCAACUGCUCAAGCACCCAAGGACUCGGCGAACGAAGGAAUUUCUGCUGUUUCCCUUAACUCUUGGUUCUGUUAUUGCUGAAGCCUCAAGGGUUCAUUUGAAGGCCUAAAGGAUUCAAUGAACGCGGGUUUCAAUGACGUGAACAAUUUGAUUGCAUCACCUUCAGGCAGCAAUGGUGAGGAAGACUCGACCGAUGAUUGUGAUUCGUGUGUGUCCAAGAACGACGAUGAAUCACUUGUCGAAGAAGAGCCACCCGCUAAGAAAAAGAGGCUGAACGAAAAAGGAAAGAACAGCAAUCUCCUGAUUACUAAGCCAACCAAAACCCUACAGCUCACCGAACAUGUAGGUCCCGCUAUCGAUGGGGAACUUGCAUCACUUGUGGAUAAAAUUAUGAGGGAGAAAGCUGAUGAGGACAAAAUAAUGGAGUUAAAGAAACAACACGAAACUCCCGAAAAUUGCGCCUCCUUAUCGGAGAGAAAGGUCAAUCAAGGUGUCUGGAACAAAUUAGAUGAGUCAGCUCGGUCAACUGACUUAA
Messenger RNA from Pocillopora meandrina, 670 nucleotides. The record is from the annotation of a GenBank genome assembly. Lineage: Eukaryota; Metazoa; Cnidaria; Anthozoa; Scleractinia; Pocilloporidae.